Molecule: messenger RNA, 729 nt
Organism: Trifolium pratense (red clover)
Lineage: Eukaryota; Viridiplantae; Streptophyta; Magnoliopsida; Fabales; Fabaceae
Product: protein MAIN-LIKE 1-like
Exons: 2
Coding region: 1-729 (242 amino acids)
Source: RefSeq, a predicted model, not a curated record
AUGCUUGAGCAGCAGGCUGUGCAGCAGGGUUGGCCUGGAGGGCCGAUCGAUACGAGUCUUUUGACUCGAUACGAGCAGCAUGUUGCUCGUUAUGUAUGGUUUGGUCAGGAACGUGUCGUAGGUGACAAAAUUGAGCUACGAAUAGCAUCUUUAGGAAAAAAUGUAGUUGACAGGGUUCCUGAUCACCAUCCUGAAAUUAUUCAAGGGUGGUUGAAUAUUUCGGGGUUGUGCUGGCUUGAGCGGACUAGCUUGAAACUUACUGAAUUACAACUUCUAUCCGCAUUUGUUGAGAGGAGGCAUCUUGAGACAUCGUCAUUUCACAUGCCGUUCGGCGAGAUGACUAUUACUCUGGACGAUGUGACAUGUCUUUUGCAUCUGCCUGUUAGGGGUCACUUUUAUACUCUUCUAUCAGUUACUCAGGAACAAGCUGCGGCACUUGCAGUUGAGUUGUUAGGGGAGGAGUAUCAGUUUGCAUUGCGAGAGACUGCAACGCAAAUGGGUGGUUAUUUUUCACAGCAGUGGCUAUAUGAGAGUUAUAUGAGGAAUGCCAAUUUGUACAGGAGAUAUGACAGCGCAACCAGGGCAUGGAUGUUGAUGUUGGUUGGAUGUACCAUUCUGACUGACAAGAGUUACACACGUGUGGAUGCCAAAUGGCUUGUUAUGUUUAGAGAUUUGUCUGCAUGUCAUACAUUUUCUUGGCCCAGUGCUGCAUUGGUUUGUUUACGAUAA